Amphiprion ocellaris (clown anemonefish) is the source of this 833-nucleotide messenger RNA. It is a transcript of the gene pvalb3, whose product is annotated as parvalbumin 3. The transcript is spliced from 5 exons. Gene Ontology annotation, molecular function: calcium ion binding. The record is from RefSeq and is a predicted model, not a curated record. Lineage: Eukaryota; Metazoa; Chordata; Actinopteri; Pomacentridae. Gene Ontology annotation, cellular component: cytoplasm; nucleus. The coding region runs from base 102 to 431 and encodes 109 amino acids.
GAGGUAUAUAAGCUUGUGAGAGCCACCGAGGGCUUCACUGCAGUCAGCAGAUUCAUCUGAGCGAAUCCACUCUAGCCUUAGAGAUAACCCUAAGUUAAAAAAUGGCAUUCGCCGGAAUUCUGUCAGAAGCCGACAUCACUGCAGCCCUUGCGGCUUGCCAAGCUGCCGACUCUUUCAAGCACAAGGACUUCUUCGCUAAGGUCGGCCUGGCUGCCAAGUCCGCUGAUGACAUCAAGAAGGCCUUCGCUGUCAUUGACCAGGACAAGAGUGGCUUCAUUGAGGAGGAUGAGCUGAAGCUGUUCCUGCAGAACUUCUCUACCAGUGCCAGAGCUCUGACCGACGCUGAGACCAAGACGUUUCUUCAGGCCGGCGACUCUGAUGGUGACGGCAAGAUCGGAGUUGAUGAGUUCGCCGCCAUGGUCAAGGGUUAAAUGGAUGAACUGACCAACAUCUGACUACCUAAAGGAACAACUUGAGCCAGAACUCUUCUUCUUUUCCCUCUCACUCUCUACUCAGCUCUCCACACCACUUUUAUACACUCGACCUUUCACCCCGACCCCGACUAUAGACAAACCGCCUCCCCACCUCCCCCAUCCUCCCUCUCUCUCUCUCUCUCUUUCUCUGACCGUGCUCACCCCAAUGCUGCCCACGAUGAAUGUACCUGACUAAGUGUAUGGCGUGGUUGACUUGUGUCUUUUUCUCUCUCUCUCUCUCACUUCUGUCGUCGUUUUACUAUGUGAGUUUUGCUUACUGUGAGAUCAGCGAAAGAUGCACUUUUAUGGCAAACGGACGGACGAUGAGAAAACAAUAAAGGUUCUUUUUCAGUAAUACAA